AUUGAAUAGGGUUAAAUAAGUCUAGUUUUGAAUUUAUUUUGCUUUAUGAUCAUUUUUAUCAUUUACCAGUCAGCUAUUUCAGGUUAACUGUCUAUAAGUUUUUUUUAUCACAAAUAUUUAUGUGGUUUACUUGCGAAGGUUUAUUUUAAUCACAUGCGUCAUCUGUAAAGAGUACUCACCAGACCACAGACAUUUAUGUCAACAUUCUUUGAUCUCUUUAAUAAAAGCCGUAUUCUAUUUGUCUGCUUGCACGCGAGAAAAAAAGUCGUGUUGCGGAAACACGAAAUGCGAACAGUAUAAUAACUAUUAAAUAGUAUUAUUGUAGUUUUAUUUAUUUUUCGAAUUUUUAUUAGACACCUUUUGAAUUUUCAUCAAAUUUUGUGUUGGACGUGAUAAAAAAGGGAAAGUGAACAGAGAUGUCUGCUUUUUGUCGAUAACAGCGCUGGUUAAUUAAUCAAGUUUUAAAUGUAGGUAAUCCCCAGUUACCUAGGGUGGAGCAGCUGAUGCCAGUUGCGUCUAAAAGAUUUCCCUUUUUUAGCCUCACACUCAAAAGUGCAAUGCAAUGGCUUCGCUAAUUUUAUAACGGAUUGACGGCAGUCUAAAAGGCUUUAACGUCUUGACGUAACGUCGAUAAAGUUAACAAAUUAUACAUAACGGUUUUAGCGGCUUCAAAAGAAAAUGAAAACAACCCAUUCUUCUUAUACACUGUCACCAUAUUAUGAUAAAGGAUUAAAUAAGUAAAUUAGUUCUCUCGAAGUGUGCUUAUUACUACAAACUAGUCGUUAUCCCGUGAAAAAAUUCACAAGAAUUCAUCUGCCAGGAAUAUCCACGAAAAUAUUCCCGUCACCAUUUGCAGCUACCAUUUGACACAGUGAGUAUCCUAAUAUAGACUAGUCGUUAACCCAUAAAAAACACACGAGGUGUCCCGUCUUUAAGUUACACGUUACUUUGUGUGCCCGUAACACGAUAUGUUUUUUGCGACAUGCACGCAGAAUAUGGCUGUUGUUAAUUACACUUGUUGGCAUUCCGUGGAAAAAUCCAAGAACCACCGGCGAUUCAAUAUAACACCAAAUAUAUUAAUCAUGUAUUUAAAGAUGUUAUCUAGAUAAGAAGAUUAAAUUGGCUGGGGCACUUGGAAAGAAUGGAGGAGGAUAAUUGGGUAAGAAAGUGUAGAGACUUGAUAGUUCCUGGGGCAAAGCCCAGAGGCAGACCGAGAAAGACUUGGCAGGAGGUUAUAAGGACAGACUUGAUAGAGAGGAAGUUGAGUUUAGAUCUAACACAGUCUAGAUCAGAUUGGAAGAGGGUCAUUAAUAUACCCCGUCCAACCCAUGCUAGCAUGGAAAACAGACGUUAAGCCGAGAAUGAUGAUGAUAAUGAUUAUGAUGCCAUAAUAAUAGAAUUUUAUGACAAACUGUAUCGAAUGCUGUGCUGAGAUCAAUAAGGUUUGAAAUAUUUCUUGACUUAACUGAAUGAUUGCAUGAUCAGUUGACUGGCCUGCUUGAUAGCCAAAUGUCUUAUUAUACUCGCACUAUGUCGGAAUUUAAGUUUAUGUAUAUUUUUAAAAGCCUUGGGCUGUUUUCCUUACUGAUAGCGUUGCGUAAAUAGACUGUGGUAACACAUGGGUGUUAAAGCACAAGCUGGAGUGUUUCCAUUCAGACUGAAGAAGUAAAGAGGGGUAGAGUGGAGCAAAAUUCGAAAACGUACUUCAAAUUCCAAUCUUAUCUUUUGUUUUUUCAAACCAAUCAAAAAUCAGUUAUACAAAACUUUAACCCGCAAAAUUAUAUCUUAAAAACAAAUUAGGACCUGUGAAGUCUUAAAUUGUAAAGAAUUCGUUAAAUAGUCUCCCUUUCUCUAAUAUUAUUGUAAGAGAAAGUAAAAAAAUGUGAUCUCACAUUUCAGAUCUCACAAACAAAUAAAGCAAUACGGUAAAAUUAAAAAUAGCCAUUUUGCAAAUUGUUUAUCGGUGUAUUACAACCUAUAUACUGAAUAACUAAGUGAGUAGUAUUAAAACUAUGAUUUUUUUCGUAGAAACAACGAACAAACGCACUAAUAAACAUUAUAUGUAGAAACAGAAGAAACGUUCUGUUAAGAGCAUUUUUGAAGAAAGAACGUCAACGCGGAUAUUAUAGUCAUGGCAACGGCAGUACCUCCAACAGGAUCUUCUCACCAUGCAUUGAUUGCAAACAAUGAAUAUCAAAUUAAAUUGGUCACGCUUCUCAAUGAAUGUUGUGACCACUUACGUGAAAUUUUACAUGAUCCUGCCCGUGGCAACAUGCCAAGGGAUAAGAAACAAUUAUAUCUGUCAUUAAAACAAUAUAAGAAACAUUUAAACCAUUUGAAAAGAGAUCAGCUGGAAAUCGUUUUUCCACAAGAUAAGGAAACAGAUUCGGGAUUGUUUGACAUCACUAUUUUAUGUGACGUUCUAAUUAAUUGUUGUCACGGUAUACAAGCACCAAUUGGUGGAUGGAGGACCAGAACACCGCAACCAAAUGAUUUCAGUGUCGGUGCUGACAUCAUUCGAAUCAGAAAUGAGCGAAAUAUUGUUAUGCAUGGAAGAGCAAUGACUUCAGCACAAUAUAAUCGGUUGUGGAACGCCAUAGAAGGUAUAUUAAGAAGACUCGGAUAUGACAUAACGAAAAUUAGAGAUUUGAAGUCUGGUUGUUUAAAAGACUUGGACUUAUUUAAGAUUGAAAUUAUGAAAGCAGUUACUGAAAUUUUAAAUUUCAAUGUUAACAAAAACCAAGACAAUAUAAAACAAAAUCAAGAUGACAUCAAAGCAAAUAAAGACAGUAUUCAUCAAAACGAAGAUGGUAUUAAACAAAAUCAAGAUGACAUCGAAGCAAAUAAAGACAGUAUUCAGCGAAACGAAGAUGGUAUUAAACAAAAUCAAGAUGACAUCAAAGCAAAUAAAGACAAUAUUCAGCAAAACGAAGAUGGUAUUAAACAAAAUCAAGAUGACAUCAAAGCAAAUAAAGACAGUAUUCAUCAAAACGAAGAUGGUAUUAAACAAAAUCAAGAUGACAUCAAAGCAAAUAAAGACAGUAUUCAGCAAAACGAAGAUGGUAUUACACAAUAUCAAGAUGACAUCAAAGCAAAUAAAGACAAUAUUCAUCAAAACGAAGAUGGUAUUAAACAAAAUCAAGAUGACAUCAAAGCAAAUAAAGACAAUAUUCAUCAAAACGAAGAUGGUAUUAAACAAAAUCAAGAUGACAUCAAAGCAAAUAAAGACAAUAUUCAGCAAAACAAAGAUGGUAUUAAAGAGAAUAAAGAGAAUUAUAAGCGAUUAGCAGCCGAAGUGGAAAUAGUAAAGCAAACUAAUUCUUCAUCAUCAUGUGAUCAGAAGAGUUCUCAGUUGGAAGAAACUAUAAAAGAACAACCCAGUUAUAUACUAUUAAAAAAUUUCCGAGGAGAUUUUCUAAUACAAUUUGAGGAUGGCUGCUCCCACUGGUCUAUGAAAAGUGUACAAGUCAUCAUUACUGAAAAUUUUGCGAUACAAUCAAAAGAACUUCAUGUCGACAACGAUUACAUUGUGGAAGAAGAAGAAGGGAAACUAAUCCUGAUUAUUUACAAUCACAUUGCCGAAUCUAUUAAUGGGUUAUCAGUUACGUUAGUUGACAGUGAAAGUAAAACUCAUUUGAUUCCAAUUAAAAAUAUUGCACUGGUCCGAGCACAUAUGUGUACAACCAGCUAUUUUGAUGUUAGAACCCACAACAGUGGAAGAAUAUCUGAACAUAUAAAAUGCAUUGUAAAAGCAAAAAUAGAAGAAGAAGAUAUUGAAUUUAUAUGUGGAGGUAGUCUACAAACAAUGGAGCCUAAGGAGUACGAAGCACUUGGAAAGGAAUACAUCCAACGUUAUUUCACCGUGAAUGAAGAAUGCAUGGAAGAACCACUCCAAAUUCCACCCCCAAUGCCAAAAGUCACACAUUCCUUAUUUGCACAAAAGAUAAAGUAUGUUAUAAUCGAAUUACAACCUCGUUUGUUUACAAUAUUUACUCAUUAUAACACAAAGGAACAUAUUCGAUUUCUAAAACUGGAUAAAGAAUUUUCUUUGAGUUUGGAAAGCACAAUUACUGAUAACAAAAGAAUUCUACUUGUGUUGCCAAAUUAUAUCGUCAACAUUAGAUACACAGAAACAACCGACGCAGUAAGAAUACAAGAUGAAGUCAAAGCGGGCGAAGAAGACUUGAAGGAGCUAUCUAUCAUCACUAAAAAAUAUCUUAAAAAUGGUCACCUGACAAUGGUUAAUGUUGUAGCUGCACCACAUUUCAAAGAUAUCGAAAAUAUCCACCUUUGUGUAGACUGCAACUUACUCUCCAAAAAAACUUUGGCUGAGGAUAGAAGUAUGACGAAGUUCUUUUCAAAUAUUUUGCAAAGCUCACAAGUACAAAAUAAUGUUCAGGACAACAAGGAACGGUAUAUCAACAUGGUUGGUAAAGUCAUGUGUUUUAUGGCUACAAGAAAAGCACUCUAUUCUGUUCCUUCACUCAGUAAAAACGUCCACGAACAAAUAAGCUCGUUAAUACUUUCUCCACAGCAACUCCGUCAUUUAUACAACAACUCUUUAAAAAAAAUUAUAAUCGGUCCUCUAGGCAGUGGUAAGACAGUGCUAGCUUUAGCACAUUUGGAAAUAGCUUACGAGCGCUCUGAGAAUAGAUCAGUCAUAUACUACGUUAUUUGGGACGGCAACACAUUGCUUAAACGGGAUAUUGUCAAUCAUACUAAAAGAUUUAAUUUCAAAGCCGCUGUCGAAGUUGUUGUAAAGGAUAAUGUCGAGUUAGCUAAGGAUUUGAAAAUGAAUGAAGUGCCAACACCAUACCAGUUAUUAGAGUCAUUGGUUAAGAAACAUGUUGACCAAAACCUGCAUCUAAUAAUUGAUGAAUUAAAUGGAGAGUUAUUUAACAAGGAAGAAUCAUCUUUGCUUAAACACUAUCUGGAAACUGAAGACAAAUUAAAUAACUCUUUCAUCAUCUUUUUCCCACAAUCCAUUGAGAAACAUAGAACAUUAAUUUCACACCAAAGAGUCACAAUACAUGACAAGUACAAGUAUGAAGAAACAGGAAUGAAAGUUUUAAAACUGAACAGAGCAAUGAGAACAACACGGAUAAUCUUUCAGUUUUUAAAGGCUUUUGAAAAUGAAGUAGAACAAAACAAGGUAACAAUGAAGCUUCCCGAUCAGCAAUCAAAAGAAGGAUUGUCCACCAAACAACCACAACAGCAGCAAGAGCCACAACGGCGACAACAACAACAACAGCAGCAGCGACAGCAGCAACCACCACCACCACCGCAACAACAAGGACAAACUACCAGUAGCAAUGUCACGCCGAUAAUAAAAGGAGAAGAAGAAAGUUUUGAAACACCGGUUGAUAUUGAUGUCGUUGCAGCUUCAAUACAAGAUGGGGAUCUUUCGGGUAAUGUUAGAAUUGACAUUUCAUUAAAAUUUAAUACAGCGUAUUCAAUCGGUCAUAAUAUCGAAGGAACAAAACCGUUAUUGAUACAUCCGGCAAAUACUCCAACAACAGACAAAGAGUUUAUACCGAUGUUAGCGCUUGUUUUACAAGAUGUAUGUUUACAUCAUGCCACUAAACGUUUGUUCAUAUAUAACACAUUCCCUCAAAAGGAUAUUUUUUACAGAUUACUAAAACUGUUAAAAAUUGAUUUUCUUCACUACGACAAGUACACUGACUGGAAAGUUUUAAAUUGUGAUGAUAUCAUAGUUAAAAAUCCCUUGCAGAGCCAAAAUUAUAACCUGCUCACUACUAUCGAGGGAAGUCGUGGAGUUGAAGCAGCCGAAUGCAUCUGUAUAAUUGAAAGCAAUGAUUGCAAGUUAAAACAUUUGACAUUAGAAGCAAUGUCCAGAGCGACACAAAAUCUAGUCCUUGUUUCAACGUCCAACGUUUACCAAUCAGGUACAGUAAAAUCAUCAACUGGUCAUAUCAUCAGUAAACUGUUAACUGAACAUCUGGUUGAAUACAAUCUAGAAGUCUCAAACGAUGAAGAUACGGAAAUACCGUUCAAAAAGUCUAUGAAAAGUAACAAUAAAAUAGUUUUUAACAUUAAACCACAAUAUUGGAAAUUCAAAGAAAUGAUAAAAGAUUUGGAACAUGUUGGUUUUCAGGCAACGGAUGAACGCCUAAAUGCGCAUGAGAUCGUUAUGAAAAACCUUUAUCCUCCUGGAAAAGUGAGCAAUAUAAUUUGCUCAUAUUUGUCAAGUACAUCAUGUAUAUUGAGAUGGCAACAGCACGCUAAUAAAUACACCGUUAGUAGACAAGAAAGUAAAAGUUUAACCUGGAAUAACUUAGCAACUAACAUUUCUUGCAAUCAAUACAUCGUUGAUGACAUGGAAAUUGGUGAAUCGUGCAAGUUUUGUGUUGUUGCUAAAAAUCAUCUUGGUGUAUCUGAUGACAGCACUGUGUCUUAUCGUCACGAACUUCCAAACGUCAUGGGUGUCCAAUUUAAAGAUAUCGUGGAAAUUAUUAAAUCUAACGAUAUCGAGAAACUGAAAAAAUUACUAUCCAUUCAUCCAAACAUUGUUCACAUGAGAGAUGAAGAUGAACACACACCAUUGAUGUGGACAGUACGGAAGACCGACAAUACAUCAAUGGUGGAAAUACUCAUCUCAUAUGGGAGUGAUGUUUGGGCGGAAGAUAGUAGGAAACAAAACAGUUAUCAUUGGGCUGCAUCAUAUGAUCGUCACACAAUAUUAGAUAUGUUAUGUCGACAUGAUGUAACAAACAUCAACCGUGGAAAUGUUAACAACAGCACACCAUUAUAUUAUGCUGCAGCGCUUGGUUACAUCUCAUGUGUUGAUGUUUUGUUGCGUCAUGAAAAUAUUGAUGUGACGAUCGAAGAUAUAGCUGGAUAUACAGCUUAUGAUUAUGCUGGAGGAUGGAUGAAUGAACAAAACUGGGAAAUAAUAAGACGAAAAAUAAAAGAAUACGAAGACAGGACGAAGUAAAUAUUUCAAAUGAUUUUGUUUUGAAAAACAACAAUCAGUUUGUGAGGCGAGACGGUACUUUAUACAAUUGGAUAUAUUUCUCUUUUGUUAUUUCUAUUUUUAACUUUCUUUCAUGAAAUUUAUUUAUUUUUUAGAUGAGGAACGAGUCCAUUUUUUAGUUUUAUUUAUAUUGUAAUAAAUAUAUUUGUAGUAAAACGUACUGAAACAUUUUUCUGUUCGAUUUUUAUCAAGCCUUGUUUCGUUUAUAUUUCAUUCAGGAAGCGACACAUGUCAAAGGUCACGUGUUUUUUUAAACUGUCUCAAACUUGCCGCAUGGUGCAAUGUAGAGUGAAUCUUAUUUAUUACAAACGUGAACUGAUAUACUUUCUCAACCUCGUCCCCAAGUCUUGUUAGGCCUUUAUAUUUUGAAGGCCCUGGCUGGUCACGUGACGACAGAAUACCCACGUAUAGUGGGUAUUUUGAAAAUAAUUAUUUGUCUCGCUCUUCCAAAAUAUACACAAGCAGUCGAGAAAAAAAUGAAAGAACUGACACAAUUAUUUAGAACUAGUCGUUGCCCGUGGAAAAAUCCACGGGUUCGCCCGUCCUUUAUAUUUACCCGUCGCAACAAAGUGGAUAAAAAUAUAUCGCAUUUGAUAUUCGUGUUUCCGUAACAUCAUUUUCUAACUCAGCGGGGGGUCCGAGCAGAGACAGACAGACGGAAUACGGCUAUUAUAAUAGAGAUGGUUAAAAUAAUAUUAAUAAGAAAAAAAUAUAUAUAUAUUUUUAUAUAAAUAUUUUUAUAUAAAUAUUUUUAUAUUGUAAAAAUUAUUUUUAUUUAUUUAUAAUAACAUUUUUUAAUGUAUAAAAGAACUGUUAAUAAAUAUUGUAUAAUAUAUUAAACAUUUACACUUG
Hydractinia symbiolongicarpus is the source of this 7846-nucleotide messenger RNA. RefSeq lists its product as uncharacterized. The record is from RefSeq and is a predicted model, not a curated record. NCBI's taxonomy places the organism in Eukaryota, Metazoa, Cnidaria, Hydrozoa, Anthoathecata, Hydractiniidae. Bases 2132 to 6955 code for a protein of 1607 amino acids. The transcript is spliced from 8 exons. Gene Ontology annotation, cellular component: nucleus; cytoplasm. Gene Ontology annotation, molecular function: protein binding. Gene Ontology annotation, biological process: regulation of barbed-end actin filament capping.